CUUCUGCCACAGGAGUAGGACCAUAGGAGUAGGACCAAGGGUUGAUCGGUAGCUCCUGUAGCUCUCUGGGCUGUUUCUUUGAAGCUUUCCCUGCCCGGCCUCCCCAUGUGUAUUCAGCAUUGUUCCACGUUUAUCGGGGUGUCCCUGUACCCCUUGUGCGCCAUCAGCAUCAUCUGUAAUAUCCUAUUGUUCUUCCCGGGAUGGAGUGUGGAGGCCAUCAACAACCCAGCCUUUAAAAUGACCCCAGAGGUUCUUUAUCUUGGGGGUAUGUUGGGCAGUGGAGUUAUGGUCCUGAUUCCUGCAAUCUACGUUCACUGCAUCGGGAAACCUGGAAAAUGCAGCAACCGCUGUGGGAUGUUCCUCUCUAUCAUUUUCGCCGCUUUGGGGGUGUGUGGGGCUCUCUAUGGUCUUGUUGUCUCUGCCCUGGGUCUGGCCAAUGGGCCUCGCUGUCAGUACCUGUUUAUAAGUGGACGGGUGGCAUGGACAAUCCCUUUCAAAUUGCCUUUGGAAUUUUUGAACAUCGACAGGAGUUACCUCUUCAACAGAAGCGCCUGGGAUCGGUGCGUCCAACCGGCCGGGGUGGUUGAAUUUAACGUCAUUUUCUUUUCCACAAUCCUGGCCUCGAGCUGCAUCCAGUUAGUGCUGUGUUCCAUUCAGAUGCUGAACGGGCUGUUUGGCUGCAUCUUCGGCACGUGCUCCCGGAAAUAGUAACAGAGCCACGAUCCAAUCUAUAUUCAAAUUCUAUCUUCAAAAUCCUGAUAAGUGACCCGGGGCGGGGGCUUCACAUUGGGAAGAAUAAGCAGAAACCUAUCAUCCCCCCCAGGGGUCCAACGGAGCGGAGAGGAUUCUGCCAGUCCCGCUAUUGUGCAUUCCUUGCCGGAAGCCAUUCCCAACAGAGAGGAUUAUGGGAGCUCUGUCUUGCACACAUAACUAACAUCAAGCCAUUCCAAGCAGAGAGGCUUAUGGGAAUGACACCCCCACAAAAGCCAUAUCUAGGGGACACUUUUCCUUUAAAUUCUGUCCUGUGUGUGAUGCUGAGAAAUGUACUUAAAUCAAAUGCUAAAAUAAACUUUAUUUUGACCUCA
Xenopus tropicalis (tropical clawed frog) is the source of this 1085-nucleotide messenger RNA. Its product is annotated as provisional ortholog of transmembrane 4 L six family member 5. Gene Ontology annotation, cellular component: membrane. The record is from RefSeq and is marked predicted. NCBI's taxonomy places the organism in Eukaryota, Metazoa, Chordata, Amphibia, Anura, Pipidae.